Diospyros lotus (date-plum) is the source of this 2264-nucleotide messenger RNA. RefSeq names its product probable E3 ubiquitin-protein ligase ZFP1. Gene Ontology annotation, molecular function: ubiquitin protein ligase activity. The record is from RefSeq and is a predicted model, not a curated record. Lineage: Eukaryota; Viridiplantae; Streptophyta; Magnoliopsida; Ericales; Ebenaceae. The transcript has 8 exons. The coding region runs from base 350 to 2017 and encodes 555 amino acids.
CUAAUAUAUUUCCGAUUGAAAAACUCUCUUUUCUCUCUCUCUCCCCCCCUCUCUCUCUCUCUCUCUCUCUCUCUCUACCUCUCUCUGCGUUCGGGAGAGAUUUAUCUCGUCGGUUCUCGGCCUGAUCGCCGUGGCUCUGAUCAAGUCCCCAAUUUGAUUUCUUCUGGAUUUGGUUGAAACCAUUUUCACAAGGGACUGAUCUUACACCUGCUGCUAAUUCUAGAUGCUUUACAUAUUUGCCGAAAAUCUGGGGCUCUUCUGGAAGUUCGUUUCGCCACUUUUGAUUUGAGUUAUAGGGGUGGGCUGGUGGAGGCACAACGUGCGUGGAUGUGUCAUUUGGUUUGACAAAAUGGGUCAAAGGAAUAUGCUGUUCAACAGUCAGAUGAUGGAUUUACAGAUGGAUCAACAAGCCCCGUCCCGAACCUUUCCUGAGCCCACUGUUAUUCCCAUGGGUGUACCAAAUUUCCUGCAGCCUAAUGUCCCUGCUAUGUUGCCAGCUACUGGGACCCCUGCUAAUUUUGAUACUCGUCGUCCACUGGACAGCCAUGAAAAUGCUAUAUUAUAUGGGAUGGCACCGUACAAUGCUUUUCAGCAUCAUCAUCCUGCCAGAGAUCUUGACUUCGGUGUUCCUGUGGCAUCUAAUUACUACAAUCCAUAUAUGACUCCUGGUUGCAGGAUGAUCCCUCUCCCAAUUAAUCAAGUGUUUCAUGAUCAAUUGCCAUCUCAAAGCAAUUGUGGAAUCAUUGGAGUUCCCGCAGAUGACUAUAGAAGGAACAGUUACAUCAUGGAUGGUGUCCGAGGUUCAUUUAAGAGAAAAACUGCAGAAGGCAUCCCUGGAAGUUUCCAGUACUGUAAUGCUUCAGUUGGGUCUAGUUCUGCAGUUUACCCUAUGAGUGUGAGGCCUGAUCCUGGGGUAUCUAUGGUGGAUGCUUCAUCUUUCCCACUCCCUGAGUACAGAGGAAAUGACAUUCCCGCAGUUAUGGAAGUUGGAUCUCACAGAAGUGCGAGGAGAAGUGCUAUUCAACCAGACACUAUGCUGUCACAUAAUCCUAAUCAGUCAAUUCGAGCAAACUUUCCAGGUCACCCCUUCCAGACAGCUAGUUCUCCCUGGUUGGGCCAACAUUUCAGCAGUGGCAGUGGUGGAGGCACUUUGACCUGGAGUCAGGCACCUGCUGCGACCUUUUUGCAUGGGAGCGUUAAUGCUGGACUCCCAGAUACAGGAAGCAUGGGUGCACAGGGAUACCAAGAGGCAGCUAGAAAUAGGAGUUCUGCGACUUUAUUGCAACAUCCUCCCAUCCACCAAGGGCAGCCCAAUCUUUAUCACUUGCCACAGCCCAUGCUUGGGGUGAGAGGUCAGAACAUCAAUUUCAUCAUGCCAAUCGGGACAUCUUCGCACAGACUUCCAACAAAUAGCACUUCGCAAAACAUUAUGAAUCCUUUCCCAGAUGCUGUGGGGGUGGGGCCUAGAUACCUGGCAGCUGUUCCCCCAACUGGCCUUGGUGUAUACCAUCCUCUCCAAAGGGCAGUUAUGCCUGAGGCAACUGUGAGGCACCAAGACCUUCCUCAUUUGAGAGUCCUGCCAGUGGAUGAAGUUGCCAUGCUAGAGAUCCCGGGCUAUUAUGAAGUAGGGAAUUCCAUUGAUCAUCACAGAGACAUGCGGCUGGAUAUUGACCAUAUGUCAUAUGAGGAGCUUCUCGCAUUGGGAGAAAGGAUAGGCAAUGUGGUCACUGGGUUGUCAGAAGAAACCAUCUUGAGUCAUCUGAAAACCAGAAUGCAUAUUCCACCUGCUACUACUUUGAAUCUGGAAGAACCAGCUAGUGUGGAUCUGGAAACUGAUUUCUGCGCCAUAUGUCAGACUGAUUAUGAGAAAGAAGAUGAGAUUGGAACUCUUGAUUGCGGACAUGAGUAUCAUGUAGACUGUGUGAAAAGGUGGCUACUCAUCAAGAACACCUGCCCUGUCUGCAAAUCCUCAGGACUGAUCCGAGAAAGAGAGGAGGAACUCGGGAAAGAGGGUUGAUCUUUGGAUCAAUUGAAAAUUGUCUCUAAACUAUUUUCCAUAUACUAUUCUAGCUUUACUUGUGGUGUCGCCAUCAUCGUCAACCCUUGUUGCAACUGUUAUUUGUUUGUUUAUUUAACUUGUACAGACUUUCUAUAAUUGUCAGUUGUGCAUAUGCAUCAUGGCUGUUAAUAUAUUAUAAGAUUGUACAUCCUUUCUGAAUUUUGAACAUAGAAUGGUUCAAUUUGAAAUUUGAUGAUUUCCUUUA